Dentiscutata erythropus is the source of this 165-nucleotide messenger RNA. NCBI's taxonomy places the organism in Eukaryota, Fungi, Glomeromycota, Glomeromycetes, Diversisporales, Gigasporaceae. The record is from the annotation of a GenBank genome assembly.
AUGUGCAUAAUUGCAACAAUUAUUAGUACCAUGAAGAACAUUACGAGUAUUAUCCCUUUUGCCAUCAAGGAAUCUACAUAUUUUUGCCAAGCAUCGGUUAGCUUUGCUUUUCCUCUUAAUAAUGUAAUCAAAACAAAAGUCAGGUUUGCCAAAAGACAAAAUUGA